CACUUAGUGCAUUCCCUCUGCAUCUCUUCCUCUGAGGGAAUGCAUUAACACAUUUAUGUCAAAUAAUUUUUUUGUGCAUUAUUGAUUGGAACCUGAUGUUCUGCAGGAGUGCCUGGAAUGAAAUCUGGGAAUGUGUAUUUACAUUAGUCAUAUAGAACCUCUGAAUGUGUGUUUAACUACCUAGUUUCUGCAACCUCCACCUCAUUGUCUGGUUGUGACUGUCUGGAAUCCUCAUCCAAAGAAGAGAAACCCUGAGGUGCUGAUGGACCAGGAGGUUCUGCUGGAUCUGGACUACAGUGGCGAGACUCAUGUUUCAGACAGUUAUGGAAGCCUGCAAAAUGGGGGAUUCAUCCCUCCUAGAUAUUUGAUCGCUGCAGCUAAUGAUGCCGAUGAUGACCCCAUCUAUAUUCACUGUGAGAGAACAGCAAGCCCUCCUUCACGACCCCCAGGCAACUACUUCAGAGAUGGCCAUACCAAAAUAGAUUUUGUGCUGGUGUGGGAGGUGAAAGUACGACGCAAACGUCGAAGUCAGGGACAAUCACAUAGAGAGUCAACAGAGGUGGAAGAUAAAGCAGCACAUGAUGAGAACAGGUCAGAGAGAAGAAAAGCUCAGCUGGCCCAAUGGAGGGACAAAUUCAUCCAGAACCUACAGAGUGCUGGACUGUUCAUGGAGAAGGAGGAAUCAUCCAGUACAAAGAAGACUAUACACUAUUUGAAGCUUAGUGCCCCAUGGGAUGUGUUGGUUUACUAUGCUGAGGAGUUGUGUCUUAGGGCACCUUUGCAGGCUCAGCCGAAUCCAGACUUCAACACUUCAGCUCGAGUUCUUCAGAAGCUCCGGGUCCCAAACAUCAUGACAGACUCUGUUCCCAACCGUCCUGUUGACUACUACACGUGUGCCUUUCGCAAGUCCAAGAUGGAAAAGUUUCUGGGAUUUGAUGACCGUGAUAAUUACUUCACCAGCACACAAAGACAUCGAAUUGUGUAUGAUAUCUUAGCAAGGACUGUAUAUGGUAGGCGAAAGCAUGCUGAGGUUGGAGUCGCACGUUUGCUGAAUGAGGGGGCUUUCACAGGUGCAUUCCCUCUACACGAGGGUCCCUUUGAGCACCCUUUUCAAGACAUCCAGCCAGAUAAGUUGAAUAAGAGGCAAGUGCUGUACCACUAUUGGGCCAGCUGGUUAAAAUGGUAUAAGUACCAACCUCUCGAUCACAUCCGUGAAUACUUUGGAGAGAAGAUUGCACUUUACUUUGCAUGGUUGGGGUUUUACACAGCUUGGCUUCUACCAGCUGCAUUGGUUGGUAUGUGUGUCUUUGUGUCGGGUAUUAUGAGAAUGGGAUCCAAUACCCCAGCGAAGGAAAUCUGUGAGAGUAGAGGACUCUAUCUAAUGUGUCCUCUGUGUGAAACCUGUAAACCCUGGAAUAUGUCCGACAUCUGUCCCAUGGCCAAGGUGGGUUAUCUGUUUGAUCAUCCCGGCACAGUCUUCUUCAGUGUUUUCAUGUCGUUGUGGGCGGUCACGUUCCUUGAGUACUGGAAACGCAAGAAUGCCACACUAGCUCACCACUGGGACUGCUUGGAUUUCCAUGAAGAGGAGGAACCACCACGUCCUGAGUUUGCUGCCAUGGCUUCUGCGAUGGAGGAGAACCCAGUGACCGGGGUGAAGGAGCCCUACUUCCCUGAAAAAGCCCGGAUUUCACGUAUGCUGACCGGGUCUAUGGUGAUCAUUAUUAUGCUGUGUGUAGUGAUGAUCUUCCUGGUCACAGUGAUCAUUUACCGCAGUAUUGUGAGUGUAAUGAUGUUUGAAACUGGGAGUUCUGUUCUGCGCACUCAGGCUGGGAAUAUUGCCAAUAUCUCCAGCAGUUUGGUGAACCUGGCUCUGAUCUUGCUGUUGGGGCAGGUUUAUACAGCUCUAGCGGAAGAGCUCACUAAAUGGGAAAUGCACAGGACUCAGACACAAUAUGAAGAUGCCUUUACAUUUAAAGUCUUCAUCUUCCAGUUUGUCAACUUCUACUCGUCACCCUUCUAUGUGGCUUUCUUCAAGGGCAGAUUUGUGGGCUAUCCUGGUCACUAUGGGACAUUGUUUGGGAUGAGGAAUGAGGAUUGCGGACCAGGAGGCUGUCUGAUUGAACUGGCUGAGCAGCUUUGUAUCAUCAUGGUGGGAAAACAGCUUAUCAACAAUGCUCAAGAGUUUGUCAUUCCUAAAAUUAAGGCCUGGAGGCAGAAACGGGCCUUAUCGUCUGUGAAGAAGGCCCAGAGUUUAGAGGAGGAGCCUAAGUGCUGGGAGCAGGACUAUGAGCUCAUUCCAUGUGAGGGGCUUUUUGAUGAGUACCUGGAGAUCGUCCUGCAGUUUGGCUUCAUCACCAUUUUUGUGGCUGCGUUUCCCCUUGCUCCUCUAUUUGCUCUGCUGAAUAACUGGGUGGAGGUGAGACUGGAUGCUCACAAGUUUGUUUGUGAAUACCGGAGGCCUGUGGCUGAGCGAGCCAAGCACAUCGGUGUGUGGUUCAUCAUACUGGAGGCGCUUUCCCAUGUGUCAGUCAUAGUCAAUGCUUUUCUCAUUGCGUUUACCUCUGAUUUUCUGCCCCGUCUGCUGUACCAGUACAAGUUUAACAAUGACCUGCAUGGUUAUGUCAAUUUCACUCUGGCUUACUCUCCCCCAAGCUACAAUCUCUCCAACCACACCGUAUGCAGAUAUAAAGCAUUCCGAGAUGAAAAUGGAAGAUACAAACUAGUGUACUGGGAGCUCCUGGCUGUCAGACUGGGCUUUAUCAUCGCAUUUGAGCAUGUGGUGUUCUUCGUUCUGCGUGCCAUUGACUGGAUGGUUCCAGACAUACCUGAAUCGUUGGAGCUGAAGAUCAAGAGGGAGCGUUACCUGGCUAAGCAGGCGCUGGCUGAUAACCAGGAGGCCCUGCUGGUGAGUGGCAGGAUGACCCAUAGGUGAGCAAGCAAAACGUCUAGCUACGUGAGACUGACAUACAGGGCAGAGUUUUCUCCAGGAGGGGGCGCACUCGCUAUGAAAACACUUGACACCCACCUGAUCCAAGAUGGACAUCUUAGUAUUUGCUGAAAAAAUGUGCACUUGAACUGAAACUUGGCUUGAGUUUUGUGGUGGUGGAUGUGUGUGAAUGUGUGCGUGUUCUGUGCAUGCAUCUGUAAAGGUAGAGGUUUAUGCCUACUUUAACAAAAGGCUGUUUACAUAUGACUUCCUAUGGCUUCAAAUAUAGUGAGACGUGAUCAAAUUCUGCCCUCCUGAAAAUGUUUUAUACAUUAUCAUCACAGUAUAUAUUUUUACUAAUGGGAUGGCAGAUUAAUUUGAAAUAGCCCAUUCUUCAUUAUGUGUUAAUGUUAAAUGCUCUUCUAAAAAAAUGCCUAAGCAUAUUUGCCUUUGCCAUGUUUAUCUCCGGGCUGUUUAAUGUAGUGUGUUUUGAAAUAAAGCUAGUUUCAAAAAGCAUUCAAAGAAGUGUAACUCCAUCAGAAUGAUUACAUGCUGGAGAAGAGUAUUUCAAACAUGAUUAUGGCUGUCCUUUUAAACAAAGCCUAAUUGUACAAGAACUGGUUAGUUUGAACAAGAACAAAAAUGAUAUGCUUGAACAAGUUAGAAAGGUGUAUAAGACAAGACUAAUGUUAAGCCACUGAAGAUCUGAUGCCAGCUGGCAAAAGCACCAGAUCCUUAAUCUUUGGUUAACACGUACAUGUAGACCGCUCAUGCCCCACUUUUCAGUUAUGCUUUCUGCAGGAGAGCUUUCUUUCUCACAUUCUAUUCAGUUUGAUCAAAUCCUGUUGUUUUUACAAGUAACUGGCAGCAGUGGUUGCCAGAAUAAUUAUGUAAGAAAUACAGUGAAAAUGUAAACAACUUUACAGAACCUGUAAAUUGUAAAGUUUAAACUGUUGUUUUUAUGGUGCAGUACUGUUGUUUGUAUUAUUAAAUGAUACACUUAAUAUGUUAGCUUCUGAAACUGUAAAAAUCUACUUUGCACUUUAUAAUGUAUUGUUAAU
Molecule: messenger RNA, 3987 nt
Organism: Xyrauchen texanus (razorback sucker)
Lineage: Eukaryota; Metazoa; Chordata; Actinopteri; Cypriniformes; Catostomidae
Gene: ano11
Product: anoctamin 11
Exons: 23
Coding region: 263-2932 (889 amino acids)
Biological process (GO): chloride transmembrane transport
Cellular component (GO): plasma membrane
Molecular function (GO): chloride channel activity; protein dimerization activity
Source: RefSeq, a predicted model, not a curated record